GGCGGCCAUGGAGGCGAGGCGGCUGCGGGUGCCGGAGCUGCGGGACGAGCUGGGCCGGCGCGGCCUGGACACCCGCGGGCUCAAGUCCGAGCUGACCGAGCGGCUGCAAGCGGCGCUGGACGGCGAAGGAGCUCGGCGGGACGGCGCUGAGGGCCGAUAUGGCCUCGACAACCACAGCCACGAGCCUCAGGGGGGCUACCAGGACCACCAGGGGGGCUACAACAACCCCCAGGGUGGCUACAACAACCCCCAGGGUGGCUACCAGGACCCUCAGGGUGGCUACCAGGACCCCCAGGGUGGCUACCAGGACCACCAGGGUCACCAAGGCCACGAGCCCCAGGGCUACCAAGCCUACAAAGGGCAGGAGGCCGAGGCUGAGCCGGGCUAUGAGAGGAGAGCCCUGGAGCAGGAGCCCCCCAGGCUGCCCCCAGAUCUGAAGCCCCCAGACUCGAGGCCGGACGAGCUCGCCCCUCCCCCCGCCCCCCCCCCCAAAUUACCCCGUGGCCCCUCCCCCCACCUUCCCCACCCCCCCCUACGCGCCCCUCCCCCUAAUUAUGCCGCCCCUCCCCCCAAUUACCACACCCCUCCCCCUAAUUACACCUCCCCGCCCCCCAAUUACCCCGCCCCUCCCCCCCAUUACCCCGCCCCCCCUUUCCCCGCCCCUCCCCCCGUGUUUGGGGGGGGUCCCGAGCCGGCCCCGCCCCCCCCGGGCCGGAAGCGGCCGCUGGAGGAGCAGCGGGGGAGGGGCGGCCACGAGCAGCGCCCGGAGAAGAGGCCUCGCUCCCCGGAGCCUCCGGCUGAGGAUGAGGAGGAGGAGUUCGACGAUUCCCUGGUGACCGUGGACACCUAUAACUGUGACCUGCACUUCAAGGUGGCGCGGGACAGGUACAGCGGGCACCCCCUGACCAUCGAGGGCUUCGCCUACCUGUGGUCAGGGGCACGGGCCACCCACGGGGCCACACGGGGACGGGUCUGCUUCGAGAUCAAGGUGACCGAGGCUCUCCCCGUUCAGCACCUGCCGCCGUCGGAGCCCGACCCGCACGUGGUUCGUGUGGGCUGGAGCCUGGACUGCUGCAGCACCCAGCUGGGGGAGGAGCCGUUCUCGUACGGCUACGGCGGCACCGGGCGCAAAUCAACCGAGGGGAAAUUCCAGAGCUACGGAGAGACCUUCGGGGAGAGCGACGUCAUCGCCUGCCUGGCGGAUUUCGAGGCGGGGGACAGCGUGGAGCUGUCGUUCCUGAAGAACGGCCGCUGGCAGGGCCCGGCGUUCCGCGUGCCCCGCUCCGCCCUGCGCGGCCGCGCGCUCUUCCCGCACGUGCUGCUCAAGAACUGCGCCGUGGAGUUCAACUUCGGCCAGAGAGCGCCCCUGGGGACACCGGGGACACUGCCACCGGGCUACUGCUUCAUCCAGCAGCUGCCACCGGCACACCGGGAGAGAGGGACACGGGGACCACGGAGCAAGGCUGAGUGCGAGAUCCUGAUGAUGGUGGGGCUGCCGGCGGCGGGGAAGACGACGUGGGCGGUGAAACACGCGGCGGCCAACCCCGACAAGAAAUACAACAUCCUGGGGACAAAUGCCAUCAUGGACAAGAUGAGGGUGAUGGGGCUGAAGAGGCAGCGGAACUACGCCGGCCGUUGGGACGUGCUGAUCCAGCAGGCCACGCAGUGCCUGAACCGCCUGAUCCAGAUCGCAGCCAGGAAACGCCGCAACUACAUCCUGGACCAGACCAACGUGUACGGCUCGGCGCAGCGGCGGAAGCUGCGGCCGUUCGCGGGGUUCCGGCGGCGCGCCGUGGUGAUCUGCCCCACGGACGCGGAGCUGCGCGCGCGCACCCGCAAGCGCACCGACGAGGAGGGCAAGGACGUGCCCGAGCACGCCGUGCUGGAGAUGAAGGCCAACUUCACGCUGCCGGAGCCGGGCGAGUUCCUGGACUCGGUGCAGUUCGUGGAGCUGCAGCGCGACGAGGCCGCGGCGCUGGUGCGGCGCUACAACCAGGAGGGACGGAGCGCGGCCGGAGCCGGGCACAGGGACGGACACCGGGAUGGACACGGGGAUGGACACGGGGACGGACACAGGGACAGGCAGGACAGGCAGGACGGACACACGGAGCCCUUCCGGGGCCGCCCUUCCGGAACCUUCCGCGGGCGCGGCGGGCGCGGCUUCCGGGGAGCGGGGAGCGGCAACGGGCUCCCCCGGGGUUGUUUCCCCCCCCCUCGCUGGGGCUCUGCCCCUCCCCCUCCC
Molecule: messenger RNA, 2242 nt
Organism: Catharus ustulatus (Swainson's thrush)
Lineage: Eukaryota; Metazoa; Chordata; Aves; Passeriformes; Turdidae
Gene: HNRNPUL1
Product: heterogeneous nuclear ribonucleoprotein U like 1
Exons: 14
Molecular function (GO): protein binding
Source: RefSeq, a predicted model, not a curated record